Molecule: messenger RNA, 5591 nt
Organism: Vanessa atalanta (red admiral)
Lineage: Eukaryota; Metazoa; Arthropoda; Insecta; Lepidoptera; Nymphalidae
Gene: Bre1
Product: E3 ubiquitin-protein ligase Bre1
Exons: 17
Coding region: 196-2955 (919 amino acids)
Cellular component (GO): HULC complex; nucleus
Molecular function (GO): metal ion binding; ubiquitin protein ligase activity
Source: RefSeq, a predicted model, not a curated record
CUGAUUAUGCUAGCUGAGGUGGUAUUGGUAUUGCAAUUGAAUAUUCGGUUUUAUUCAUUCAUUCUAUGUUAAACGAUUUUUUUUUUAUGAAAAUGAAAGGUUAUGUUGUAUUUCACACAUAUAAAACCUUUAUUAAUUUAGAUUUACGUUAAAAACUACAAAUUUCAAGUUGUCAAUAUUGACAAGCAGAUCAAGAUGUCGAAGCGUACAGCAGAAGAUGGUGGCAAUGGCAGUAAUCAACCACCGAUUAAGAAAGUUCAUUUUGAACCCCACCUUAUUGGUCCAGUGUCAACCCUUGAAGAGAUGGACAUUAAAGUCUUACAAUUUCAAAACAAAAAAUUGGCUCAGAGAAUUGAGCAACGUCAUAGAUGUGAAGCAGAAUUGCGAGCGAGGAUUGAGCAGCUGGAAAAGAGACAAACUCAAGAUGAUGCGGUGCUGUGUGUAGUCAAUAGAUAUUGGAAUUUGCUUAAUGAAGACAUCAGAGUUUUAUUACAACGUUUUGAUGCAGAGACAGCAGAUGAAUCAGAAAAUAAAAAUGAGAAUGAAGCUACAACUUCAUUCCUAAUGCAGUUGUCGACAUGGGAUAAAGAGGAAUUAGAUGCUCAGCUUGCGAAUAGAGUGCAAGUAAGCAAGAGGGCCGUGGCUAAAGUCUUACAAGCAUUUGACAGACUUCAGCAGAGAAAUGAUAAGAUCUGGAAAGCAAUCAAAGGAGAAGGGGAAGAAGGAGCUCCAGCGCCGUCUCUGGACGAGGUGAUCCGCGCCACCAACGAGGAGGUGACGGCGGAGAGCCGGCGGCUGCAGGCGCUGUGCACGUCGCUGCACGAGGGUCACCACGCCAUGACGCUGCGGGUGGCGCGGCUGCAGGACGCCGUCAACAGCCGCGACACCGAGAACGCCGAGCUCAAGAAUCAGAUUGAUGACCUGCAGUAUGAAUUGAUGAAGGUGCGCUCGAGGAACGACAAAUUGGAAAAUCACCUCGCAGAAGCGAUCGAAAAGCUGAAGAGCUACCACCAGUCGGGCGGCGCGGCGGCGGGCGCGGCGGGCGCGGCGGGCGGCGCGGGGGGCGCGGGCGCUGCGGCCUGCGCGCCGCACUCGGCGGCCAGCGCCAAGCUGGAGGACGUGGCGGCCGAGCUGGAGGAGCAGCGCGAGCUGGCCACCAACCGCCUGGCCGAGCUGGACCGCCUGCACCGCCAGCACCGCGACACGCUCAAGGAGCUCGAGAAGCUGAAGAUGGACAUCCGGCAACUGCCGGAGUCGGUGAUAGUUGAGACGACCGAGUACAAGUGUCUGCAGAGCCAGUUCUCGGUGCUUUACAAUGAGUCGAUGCAGAUGAAAACAGCUCUUGAUGAGACUCGUCUGCAACUCCAGAGCGCCAAAAACCUUCACAUGCGGCAGAUUGAGAUGAUGGAGAGCGAAGAGCUAGCCAGGCAAAAGGCACUACGCGCUGAAAUGAUUCAACUUGAAGAUGUACUUGGUCAAUUGCGGAAAGAAUAUGAAAUGUUGCGAAUAGAGUUUGAACAGAAUCUAGCCGCUAACGAACAGACUGGUCCCAUCAACAGGGAAAUGAGACAUCUCAUAACUUCGCUGCAGAAUCACAAUCAACAGCUCAAGGGGGAGGUUCAUCGGUAUAAGAGAAAAUAUAAAGAUUCUAGUCAAGAAUUAAAUAAGAUUCGUAAAGAAUUGGAGGAAGCAAGUUCUCGAGGCGGCGCCCCCUCGGAGCAACCGGACGAAAAGCCGCUCGUCGUUAAAAAGGAGGAGCCCGAUCCUGAGGGAGAGGAGAGCGCGUGUGCGGAGGCCCGCGGCAAGGAGCACGGCCGGGCCAAGCUGCAGGAGCAGGACCAGCUCAUCAAAGACCUCAAACAGCAACUCAAGAAAGCAGUGAACGAGCAAAAGGAGCUGAAGUUGUUGCUGGACAUGUACAAAGGUGUCAGUAAAGAGCAGCGCGACAAGGUGCAGCUCAUGGCAGCGGAGAGGAAGGCGCGGCAGGAACUGGAAGAUCACCGCCAGAAGGCAAAAAUGGCGCAGGAGAGCAAGCGCGAGCGGCGGCUGGCGGACGAGGACGCGCUGCGCAAGAUCAAGCAGCUGGAGGAGCAGAAGUACGAGCUGCAGAAGCAGCUGUCGUGUGCGCGGCCCAACGCAGACCCGCUGCACGCCUUCGCCAGGCCCUUCGCCGGCUCGCAGGUCUCUGCCGAAGAGGAGGCCCUUCUAAAUGAAAUGGAAGUGACCGGGCAAGCAUUCGAGGAUAUGCAGGAGCAGAACUCACGCCUUAUCCAGCAGCUGCGGGAGAAAGACGACGCUAACUUCAAGCUUAUGUCGGAACGGAUAAAAGCCAAUUCCCUUCACAAACUGCUGAGAGAGGAGAAGCAACUCCUACAAGAGCAGGUGGUGACACGCGAUCAGCAGAUAGAAUCCAUGGGGCUGGUUGCUCGGCGGCUGGAGGAGAAGGAGCGCCUGUUACAGAACACUCUAUCCGCGGUGGAGAAGGAGUUGUUGUUGCGGCAACAGGCCAUGGAGAUGCACAAGCGGAAAGCUAUCGAGUCUGCGCAGUCCGCUGCAGACCUUAAGCUGCAUCUUGAAAAAUAUCACGCGCAGAUGAAGGAAGCGCAGCAAGUAGUGGCCGAGAAGACGAGCGCACUCGAAGCUGAAGCGUACAAAACUAAACGGUUACACGAAGAGUUGGCGGUCCUUCGGCGUAAAGCAGAACGUAUGAAAAAGAUGGAGCAAGCUGGCAGCAGUAUGGACGAAGUGCUCCUCGAAGAGAUCAGAGAGUACAAGGAGACGCUCACUUGCCCUUCAUGCAAGGUGAAGCGAAAGGACGCCGUGCUGACGAAAUGCUUCCACGUGUUCUGCUGGGACUGCCUGCGCACUCGCUACGAGACGCGCCAGCGGAAGUGCCCCAAGUGCAACGCCGCCUUCGGGGCCAACGACUACCAUCGCCUCUACCUCUCCACGUAGGUACCUGUCGGCGACCCCGCUCGCAACCCACCUACUGAAUUUUUUGGGUAAAUGAAUUUAAUGUCCGCUAUUGUGUAGUGGAGUUUUUAUUAACUGUUAUUUAUAAUCGGUUGAGAUUGUGCGUUUACGAUGGUCGGUGUUCCCGUGGAGUAUGAUAGAUUUAUUAUUCUUGAGAGUCAAGUGUGUCGGCACUUUUUUCUUAACUAUUGACAAGCCGAGUCUGUUUAUACUACGCCAGAGUCACAACGUGUUUUCCUUAUGGUAAACGUAUAUGCGUGUAACAUCAUUUCUAAGAGAUGUUUUCUUAGUGUAGGGGUCUCGCUAGCGGGCAGUACUAGGAUGUAUAUUUUGAAUUUAUAAAUGUCGUGGAAGAAGCAACUGACGGGCCCGAAGCUCACAUAUAAUCUUAUGUGUUAUAGAAUUGUCAUUAUUCAUAUAAAUUUGUUAUUAAUUACUCAAAUUACUGUGCAAUUCUGUAUCUAUAUAGUUCUAGAAAACAUAAAGGUGAACAGAUGGCGUCGUUUUUAGAUUCAAAUUUUGUACGCAAUUUCUUAAAAAUUAAUCCACAUUUUAUGGUUUCCAAUUUACGCAAAAAUAUAUUUCACUAGCACUGUUUUGGAUUUUGCACUUUAUAUGUGUAUUUUAUAAGUGCUUGUAAUAUUUGUUUUUAUCUUUUUGUAACAAUUAGGAUUGUCUCAAGGAAAUUCCUUAAAUGUAUUGCCUAAAAAAUAUAUAUAUUUUCCUGUGCCCGUAUGGGUAAUUUGAGGAAAGCAACGAUUUUGUUGUAUAUCUAAAUAAGGCUGAGUGAGCCAGUGUAAUAACAGAUACAAAGUUGGCAAUGUAUGUUUAUGUGAGGCAGUUUAGACAUAAAAGGCAAAGUGACAAAAGGUAAUUUUUUGCCAAAUACUCGUCUUUUUCUAAUAAUCAAUAAAAAAAAUUAGGACAAUCUUUGUAUAUUAUAUUAAUAAUUAAAGUAAUAUCUGUCUCAACAAAAAUUACAAUAAUUAACUUUACUUAGUUUCGUGUGAUGAUCUCAUGACAACACUGAAAUUUAAGAUUGAGGGAUGGUGAUGAUGAUGAUGUGAACAGUAUUGAAAGUGGUUUACUUUCUAAUCGGUUUGUGAUUUUAGUGGAUUCGGCAUCGCGAUGUGACGAGAGAACAAUAUGCAUAUUAUCGAUCGCAAUUGUCUACAUAAUUUAUAUAUCGAUGUUAGAUAUGUGGCUUAUACAUUUUUAGAUAAUUGUAUUUGCUUUUCGAGUAUUAUAUAGAUAACUUAAAACGAUUUAGACACGAUAAAAUAAUAUAAAUAAAUAGCUCAAACAUAGCUUUUUUCAAUUCUGGAUAUCCUCUAAGCAAAGAUGUGAAUGUACACGAACAAUUAAUAAAAAAUGAUUAAAAUAUGACAUUAGUAUUCGAUGGGACACGGUUUUUCAUUCAUUCCUUAUAUUAUAGUAAAACUUUCCAUGUAUUUAAUUAUGAAUUAUAUAAAAGAAAUCAUUAAAUAUAAGAAUUUAAAGUGCAUUUUACAACUAUGUAUGUGGCAUACAUGUUUUAUUGUUGUAUAUUGAGAAUAACAUGAAAUCGAACAAGUGAAUAAAGUUUAUCUUCGUUUAGUAUGUAAUAAGUUAAGUAAGUUUCAAUUUAUCACCUUAUUAUGGGCGUAAGGAAUAUGAAAGUAUAUUAUGUAUAAUUUUGUAAACAAUUUUUUGGUAUGUAAAAGUGAAUACAUUUCAUGAAGGUCAUAAGUGAAACUGAUGUGAAAAUUGUUCGAAAAAUUGUAUCCGAAUGUGUAUCAGGUAUUUUUUUUUUUCCUAAUAAAUUAAUAAUUGUUCAUUUUUCUGAAUUUAUACCCACUGAAAUGUAAAACUGUUUUGACUUUUUUAUUUUGUAAAAGUUCUAUUUAAUUAACCAUAUAUAUUAUAUGGCCUUUAUUAUGUGUAAUUUAUGAUAAAAAAUUUUUAGGUAUCGUUUUCACAGUUAGUCCAUAAUAAGGUAGUUCAGUUAUUAUUAUUAUUGUAUUGUAGAUAGGAAAAUAGACUAACGCCAGCCCACUGACUGAUAUAUUUAUACUUUAGGCUAAACACUCAUUGGGUUUAAAUAUAUUUUGCAUUCACUUCGCUGUCACUUGUAAAAUCUCAUUCUAACUUUCUUAUCGCUGUUUUAUAAUAAAAAAUCUUUAUUUUUCUUAAAUCUACUUGUGACAGUGUUUGGUACGAAUUUAAUUUAAAUUUAUAACUACAUUUGUAACUCUAAUAAUUUCAACCAAACUAUCUUAAGUAGAACCUCAGCCUUUGUGUUGUUAAUUAAUGUAGCUAAAAUAUUGUUUGUCACGACUUGCUAGAAAUAUAAUAGCUGAAAUUUUGUUAAUUGUAAAUGUUUUUUGUUUUGCAAGUGUUAUUUAAACUCUGUUAAAAUCUGACAAGAAACUAUGGUUAUUACAUGUUAAAUCUAUUUAAAUAAACUACUUCAUUAUUUCUGAACGUAUCAAUAUGCAAUAAGUAGGUAAAAGUAAUUCUUAUCUCGAAAUAAAUGUUGGGUGUGGUUAACAAAAAAAUUCAAGCAAAUUCAAAGGGCUGAGGCAUAUAACUCAAACUGUGUAUAUCUGAUUAAAUGUAAUAUUAAUUUAAAUGGAGUA